Danaus chrysippus (African queen) is the source of this 267-nucleotide messenger RNA. Lineage: Eukaryota; Metazoa; Arthropoda; Insecta; Lepidoptera; Nymphalidae. The record is from the annotation of a GenBank genome assembly.
AUGCAGUCGGUCGAAGGUACAUCAUUAUUCAGCCAAGGUCCAGCCGGGGCUACCUGGCGGUACGGGCGCCGCGCCAGCCGAGCUCGAGCUCGGGAGAGCCAGGCGACCCCACCUGUUGAUCGUCGACGACUCGAGGCAGGCGCGCGCCAGCGAAGGAGCUUUCCCUGGCGUUUACCCAAAAGUGCCCUGAGACCUUCGCCGUUAUCCAGUGCAAGGUUGCGAGGGAGGUUGCCUCUGACCCACUUCCGGGUCAAGAUCAACCGCUGA